This is a messenger RNA of Centruroides sculpturatus (bark scorpion), 1719 nucleotides long. Its product is annotated as beta-1,4-N-acetylgalactosaminyltransferase bre-4-like. Gene Ontology annotation, biological process: carbohydrate metabolic process; glycosphingolipid biosynthetic process. The transcript has 8 exons. The record is from RefSeq and is a predicted model, not a curated record. The coding region runs from base 268 to 1719 and encodes 483 amino acids. Gene Ontology annotation, molecular function: N-acetyl-beta-glucosaminyl-derivative 4-beta-N-acetylgalactosaminyltransferase activity. NCBI's taxonomy places the organism in Eukaryota, Metazoa, Arthropoda, Arachnida, Scorpiones, Buthidae.
AUUCAAAUUUUAUAAAUUCUAAAACACAGAGGAAUUAUACUAAAAUAAUUCGAGUAUUGUAGAACAGAGGGAGCCACUUACUAUUUAUUUCGUCAGAGGGAGCCACUCACUUCAGCUGGUUUACAUCAUUCUAGUCAUAUAAGUGCAGCAGUCGGGGGAAAGUGGAUGAUGGCUGUUGGUUUUGCUUGGCCUGCUUCGACUGCACCGUCAAGUUCUGGUGUAAUAUACAACUGCGCUAGUGUCCUGGAACAGCUGUAAUUGAACAACAUGAGAUUGAGUGUGAUACACGUGGUUUGUGUGAGAUCUAUGAUGAGACUACUAAGACAGACGCCGUUUGUGUUACUUAUGUUAACGGUAAGCUCGUUAAUAUUUGUAACGUUACUGGAACUUGCGGUUAGUCAUAUCAAAAAGAAAAGUGGUUUUAAAAAAGUCAACGAAGAGAUUGAUUCGAGCGGAGAGAGUAAAGACAAAUCACAGAAAUUAGAAUCGUUACGUUUAGAAGCAGUCUACGAUCAGACAGCUCUGACGGUUGAUGCCAACAUUCAAUUUUUUAGGAAUUAUAUCAACGUAGCCCGUAUCAGGCAACUAUUAAGGAUAAUGAGUGAUAGUAGGCAAUGGUCUAACGGGACUGAAGAGGAAAAUGGUGAUGGUCGGGUUGUAAAUUCCCUGAAACCAUGCCCGGAAAUUCCACCCGGUUUAGUUGGUAGGAUGAAGAUCGAUUUGAAAAAUGGUACAUCGAAAGAUUUGGAAACGAUAAGAAUAAAUAAUCCUGAAGUUAAGCUCGGCGGUGCUUAUUCACCUAAAGACUGUAAAUCUCGUUAUCGAGUCGCUGUUAUUAUACCUUAUCGCGACAGAAUAGAACACUUAUCUAAUUUAUUAUAUUAUUUACAUCCAAUUCUACAACGUCAACAACUUGAAUAUAAAAUAUAUGUAGUGGAACAGAAUGGCAAUCAAACGUUUAACAAGGGUGUCCUAAUGAAUGCCGGCGUGAAAGAAGCUCUACGCGAAUACGAUUAUCAUUGUUUUGUCUUCCAUGAUGUUGAUAUGUUGCCUGAAGAUGAUAGAAAUAUGUAUAGCUGCCCACAGACACCCAGACACAUGUCUGUGGCUGUAGACAAGUUUAAUUAUACACUUCCAUAUAGUUUAUUAGUUGGUGGAGUUAUGGCUAUUAAUACCGAUCAUUUAUUGCUCGUUAACGGUUACUCUAACCUGUAUUGGGGUUGGGGCGGAGAAGACGACGACAUGGCCUAUCGAUUAACGCACAAUAAGUUAAACUUGAUCCGGCCUGCAGAUUUCAUAGGGAGAUAUACCAUGAUUAAGCACAGCCAUAGAACAGAAUCGCCAAGUAAUAUAAGGUGUGAUAUUGAUUUUUUUUAUUUUUUUUUUAAAUUCUUAUAUCGUGAAUAUUCUGCUGGAAAUACCUUACUUGGUAGGAUGAAGAUCGAUUUGAAAAAUGGUACAUCGAAAGAUUUGGAAACGAUAAGAAUAAAUAAUCCUGAAGUUAAGCUCGGCGGUGCUUAUUCACCUAAAGACUGUAAAUCUCGUUAUCGAGUCGCUGUUAUUAUACCUUAUCGCGACAGAAUAGAACACUUAUCUAAUUUAUUAUAUUAUUUACAUCCAAUUCUACAACGUCAACAACUUGAAUAUAAAAUAUAUGUAGUGGAACAGGUUCGUUUGGGGGCUUAUUUAACGACUGUACGCCCCCAAGUGGUUGGAUAG